This is a messenger RNA of Prorocentrum cordatum, 158 nucleotides long. The record is from the annotation of a GenBank genome assembly. NCBI's taxonomy places the organism in Eukaryota, Dinophyceae, Prorocentrales, Prorocentraceae.
GCCCCGGGCCCCGACGCGCAGCAGCAGCGGGCCCUCGUGCAGUCCGCCGGUCCCCUCUGGCGGGCGGUGAGCGAGGAGAACAAGAAGGCCCUGCUGAAGAACCUCGGCCGGGCCUUCGUGACCGGCCUGGAGCAGGACAUGGACGGCAAGACCGCCAG